AUGUUGGCCACGUUAUCCGGGCUUGUCCUAUUGGCCUUACUAAACUCUACUUCGGCAUGCACUUUGGAUAACUUCAAUGUAACAGUUGGAGGACGCAUCAAACACCUCACUCCUUUCUCUUUGCCUUGUUUCUCCAGCUAUAAUGGGAAACCGGUCGCUCGCGAUAAUGCGGCCUGCGCUGCUAUCCAGGCGAACUACGCAGAUCCAUGGCUGCGAACAAAUUCGCCUAAUGGCUACAUGAACAACCAGGAUGAAAUGUGGGCAUCCGAUCCUAGUGACCAGUGUCUCCUCGACAGCAGCAAUCCCAUAGAUCCCUUGGCGUUCGUGAAUACCACCUGCCGUCAGGGCAAUUUACCCUCUCACUAUCUUGAAGUCCAAAGCGCAAGGGAUGUGAUUGAAGCUUUUAAGUACUCCAACUGCUCCGGCAAGCAGCUCGUCGUCAAAAAUAGUGGCCAUGAUUACCUCACCCGCAGCAGUGGCCGUGAUACGCUAUCCCUUUGGACGCGAAACCUGCGAUCGAUGCACUACAGUGCGAGCUUUGCUCCCCGCGGCUCCAAGGAUACUGCUCGCAGAUAUAAAGCUAUCACCGUCGGCGCCGGAGUCAACUUCGACGAGGCGUACAAAUUUGCACAGAAAAACAAUGUAACCAUACUUGGCGGCUACUCACCCACCGUCGGUGUCUCAGGCGGCUGGGUGCAAAACGGCGGCCAUUCCAUCUUGAGCCCCGUGUACGGUCUCGGUGUUGACCGUGUCCUCGAGUUCAAGAUCGUUACCCCAGAUGGUGUCUACCGCACUGCCAAUGAAUUCCAGAACCCCGACCUCUUCUGGGCCCUCCGCGGUGGCGGUGGUGGAACCUUUGGCGUAGUCCUCGAAAGCACUCACCAUGUCGAGCCUGCGAUCCGCUUUGUUGCUGCCAACAUCAAGUUCCCCAGUAACUCCACCAACGUGCUUCCGUUCAUGGAGAUCGUCGUCAACAACACCCUUAAAUGGGGACAGGAAGGGUGGGGCGGCCACAUCACCGGUAACACGCUCGUCAACGUUUCUCCUUUCCUUUCCAUCAAGCAAGCCAAGGUCUCACUGGCAAGCGUAAUCGCCUAUGCCAAAGCAAACGGCGGCUCCGCCACCAUCGAAGAAUUCACUUCUUGGUACCCCUUUUACGAGAAAUACGUCAAGACCACCUCUGUCGCUGUCGGUGUCACUCGCUUCCCCGGAAGCCGACUGAUCCCCCGCUCCAUCUUCAAGACUCAUGAGGGUCGCAAGAACCUCAUGGACUACUUCGCAAUCAUCCAAUCACUGGGCCAGACGCCUUACAUCCCUGUCGUCGGACCAGUGCUGUACAACUACACCGAAGGAUCAACUAGUGCUUCUCCCGCCUGGCGUGAAGCUAUCUGGGAGUUGGGAUCUGGUGCCUCCUGGGAGUGGAAUGCUACCCUUCCCACCCGGAAACAGAAGAUCAAGUCCAUUCAAAACAUGACCGCCGUUAUUGAGGGCAUUACCCCUGGCAGUGGCGCGUACAGCAACGAGGCCAACCCGUUCACGACUAAUUGGGUCGAGGCAUGGUGGGGUGAUAACUAUGAGAGAUUGGUGAGCAUUAAGAAGAGAUAUGAUCCCAAGGGUUUGUUGAGUUGCUGGAAGUGUGUUGGCUGGAAGGAGUCACAGGUUGCCGAUUCGUCCUUCGGUGGGCUGCUUUGA
Molecule: messenger RNA, 1692 nt
Organism: Penicillium robsamsonii
Lineage: Eukaryota; Fungi; Ascomycota; Eurotiomycetes; Eurotiales; Aspergillaceae
Product: putative isoamyl alcohol oxidase
Exons: 1
Coding region: 1-1692 (563 amino acids)
Molecular function (GO): FAD binding; oxidoreductase activity
Source: RefSeq, a predicted model, not a curated record